UGGGGUCACUUCCUGCUCCGUCCCAGUCACCCUGAACUGGUCCCCGGGUCCUCAGCCUGGGAUCACCCCUUGAGAAGGACCCCAGAGUCCUCGGCGUCCAGCCUGCCCCCCCGAGGCAGGGCAUUCAAGGGGUUAAGUCCCCUGGGGCUGGAUUCUGCCUUCCGGCCUUCCCCAGACUCCAGAGCCGGUGCCUGGAACACUGGGCAGUCCUGAGCUCUGGGAUGGAGCCUGAGACGGCACUGUGGGGCCCCGAUCUGCAGGGUCCUGAACAGAGCCCCAGCGAUGCUCACAGAGGUGCUGAGAGUGGGAACGAAGAGGAGAACCCUCAGCAGGAAAGUUCUGGGGAGGAGAUCAUCUUGGGAGAUCCAGCUCAGAGUCCAGAAUUCAAGGACCCAUCAGAGAUGCCCCCAGAGAGACCUUCCCAGGAUCCAACAGUCCCUCAGGACUCCCCAGCCCCACUGGGUCACCCCAACCCCUUGGACCAGCAGACGGCUCUGGAUCCCCCCGCCCCUGAGGUAGUCCCUACGCCCUCGGACUGGACCAAGGCCUGUGAGGCCAGCUGGCAGUGGGGGACGCUGACCACGUGGAACAGCCCCCCGGUGGUCCCAGCCAAUGAGCCCAGCCUCCGGGAGCUGGUGCAGGGCCGCCCUUCUGGGGCCGAGAAGCCCUACAUCUGCAACGAGUGCGGCAAGAGCUUCAGCCAGUGGUCCAAGCUGCUGCGGCACCAGCGCAUCCACACGGGCGAGCGGCCCAACACCUGCUCCGAGUGCGGCAAGAGCUUCACGCAGAGCUCGCACCUGGUGCAGCACCAGCGCACACACACGGGCGAGAAGCCCUACAAGUGCCCGGACUGCGGCAAGUGCUUCAGCUGGAGCUCCAACCUGGUGCAGCACCAGCGCACGCACACGGGCGAGAAGCCCUACAAGUGCACGGAGUGCGAGAAGGCCUUCACCCAGAGCACCAACCUCAUCAAGCACCAGCGCUCGCACACGGGCGAGAAGCCGUACAAGUGCGGCGAGUGCCGGCGCGCCUUCUACCGCAGCUCGGACCUCAUCCAGCACCAGGCCACGCACACGGGCGAGAAGCCCUACAAGUGCCCCGAGUGUGGCAAGCGCUUCGGCCAGAACCAUAACCUCCUCAAACACCAGAAGAUCCACGCCGGCGAGAAGCCGUACCGCUGCACCGAGUGCGGCAAGAGCUUCAUCCAGAGCUCGGAGCUGACCCAGCACCAGCGCACGCACACCGGCGAGAAGCCCUACGAGUGCCUAGAGUGCGGCAAGAGCUUCGGCCACAGCUCCACCCUCAUCAAGCACCAGCGGACCCACCUGCGCGAGGACCCGUUCAAGUGCCCCGUGUGCGGCAAGACCUUCACGCUGAGCGCCACGCUGCUGCGGCACCAGCGCACGCACACGGGCGAGCGGCCCUACAAGUGCCCCGAGUGCGGCAAGAGCUUCAGCGUCAGCUCCAACCUCAUCAACCACCAGCGGAUCCACCGCGGCGAGCGGCCCUACAUCUGCGCGGACUGCGGCAAGAGCUUCAUCAUGAGCUCCACCCUUAUCCGCCACCAGCGCAUCCACACGGGCGAGAAGCCCUAUAAGUGCUCCGACUGCGGCAAGAGCUUCAUCCGCAGCUCCCACCUUAUCCAGCACCGGCGCACGCACACGGGCGAGAAGCCCUACAAGUGCCCCGAGUGCGGCAAGAGCUUCAGCCAGAGCUCCAACCUCAUCACCCACGUGCGCACGCACAUGGAUGAGAACCUGUUCGUGUGCUCCGACUGCGGGAAGGCCUUCCUGGAGGCGCACGAGCUGGAGCAGCAUCGGGUGGUCCACGAGAGGGGCAAGACCCCGGCGCGCAGAGCUCAGGGCGACAGCCUGCUGGGGCUGGGCGACCCCGCCCUGCUGACACCGCCCCCAGGAGCCAAACCACACAAGUGUCUUGUCUGCGGAAAGGGCUUCAACGACGAGGGCAUCUUCAUGCAGCAUCAGCGGAUCCACAUCGGAGAAAACCCCUACAAAAACUCGGAUGGCCUCAUCGCACACCCAGCCCCCAAGGCGCCUCAGUUCCGACCCCCCAGGCUCCCCUUCGGAGGCAAUUCCUACCCAGGAGCUGCGGAGGGCCGAGCUGAACCCCCCGGACAGCCCUUUAAAAUGCCCGAGGGGCAGGAGAGCUUCAGCCAAAGGCUGGGCCUGCUCUCUUCCAAGUCCUACAUUUGUUCCCACUGUGGAGAAAGUUUUCUGGAUCGGGCCGUGCUCCUCCAGCAUCAGCUCACCCACGGCAAUGAAAAGCCCUUUCUCUUCCCUGAUUAUAGGAUUGGUCUAGGGGAAGGGGCCGGGCCCAGCCCCUUUCUAAGUGGAAAGCCCUUUAAAUGCCCUGAAUGCAAAAAGAGCUUUGGCCUCAGCUCUGAGCUGUUGCUGCACCAGAAAGUCCACGCAGGUGGGAAAUCCCAGAAGAGUCCGGAGCUGGGGAAGAGCUCUUCUGUCCUCCUGGAGCACCUCAGGAGCCCCCUGGGGGCCAGGCCCUACAGCUGCUCAGACUGUGGGGCCUCCUUUCUUGAUCGCCUGGCGCUCACCCGGCACCAGGAGACCCACACCCAAGAAAAGCCCCCCACACCUGAGGAUCCCCCUCCAGAGUCAGCCACCCUGUCCACGGUCCAGGAAGGUGCGGCAGAGGCCCCCACCCCCACGGGGAGUGGCCACCAUGGGGACGGGGAAAACCCCAAGACCCUCUUGGAAGAAAAGCCCUAUUUGUGCCCUGAGUGUGGAGACAGCUUCACGGAAGUCGCAGCCCUCCUCCUCCAUCGGAGCUGCCACCCUGGGGUCACCUUGUGAAAUGGGUCUGGAGACCAAGGGCCUCUCUCUCCUGAGAGGAACACUGGCUCUCCCCAGAGAGGGUGGGGGAAAGGAGGAAAACCCUAUCAGGUUGUAGAGAAGCGGAGGAUAAAGAACCCGGGGUAAAAAUAGUUCUUUUACAUCAGUGACGAGAAACCCUAUAAAAAUGUUGGUGGGAACCACUUAAUAAGGCAGUAGAGAAAAACUGUGGGUUAGAAACCCUAUAAAUAUGUAGGAAAAAAAAAAAAAGCCCUUUAAGUCUGUAGCAGAAAAACCCUAUAAACCAUAGUGGAUAAAAGCCCUAUUAAUUGUAGGAAGAGGUCCCAAUAUGUCUCUAGACAACCCUAUAAAACUGUAUCAAAAUCCUUGUGAAACUAUAGGGUCGGGGAAGUGCAGGGAAUCCAGUGGCAUUGACUUGAAAGGAGUGACCCUCAGAAGGUGUAGCAGAGCCUCCCAUGAACUUGUCCCGCAGUGUUCCCUCCCCCUGGAGUUCGGAGGGGGCCUCUCUCCCAGAAGCCUUGGACAGUGACACUGAGGAAAAUGCUCAGCUGGGGACUAGUGUGGGGGGAGGUGAAAAACAAGGGAGGAGGAGCCCCCAGGCCCACAGAGAAGAAACAACCCAGGGAACUAGGAGGAGAAAGUUCAGCUCCCUGCCCUGGGGCUUCCUCAGGGGAUGAGGCCGAUCUUAGGUGAUUGCCUGUUAGAGGAAGAGGCCCACGGAAUUCCUUAGGAGGAAGAACCCAAAAAUGGGGAAGGAAAAAAAAAAGUGAUGUCAAGCCUUUUUAAAGGCUUAAGUUUGGGGUGCAUAGGAACUUCAAAGAACACUGGGAAACCACCACAAUAGGGGGCAGGGAGGGAUUUCUGUUAGGGUGCUUUGAGGAAAGCAAGCCAAGGUGAAGUGGUGUCCGGAUGGAGGCCAGCAAACUCGGGGCUGCCCAGUGCUCCCCGUUUCCGGGAGCUUGUUAAGCUGCAAGUGCAAGCAGAUCCCAGCUCCAGCCACCAGGGCUGUU
Molecule: messenger RNA, 3838 nt
Organism: Lontra canadensis (Northern American river otter)
Lineage: Eukaryota; Metazoa; Chordata; Mammalia; Carnivora; Mustelidae
Gene: ZNF629
Product: zinc finger protein 629
Exons: 3
Coding region: 222-2828 (868 amino acids)
Biological process (GO): regulation of immune system process; negative regulation of transcription by RNA polymerase II; regulation of cytokine production
Molecular function (GO): DNA-binding transcription repressor activity, RNA polymerase II-specific
Source: RefSeq, a predicted model, not a curated record